AUGUCAAUCAUCAUUCGUCUUCAAAAUUUACCAUGGGAUGCAACUGCACUAAAUGUGCGGCAAUUCUUUUAUGGACUCUCCAUUCCGGAUGGUGGGGUCCACAUUAUUGGUGGAGAAAAAGGAGAUGUGUUUAUAGCUUUUAGUACAGACGAAGAUGCUCGUCAGGCUAUGAAGAACGACAACGGGUUUAUUGGUGGCACUCAGAUUAAACUUUUCCUUAGUAGUAAAGCUGAAAUGCAA
This is a messenger RNA of Helobdella robusta, 240 nucleotides long. RefSeq lists its product as hypothetical. Gene Ontology annotation, molecular function: RNA binding. The record is from RefSeq and is a predicted model, not a curated record. Lineage: Eukaryota; Metazoa; Annelida; Clitellata; Rhynchobdellida; Glossiphoniidae. Gene Ontology annotation, biological process: regulation of RNA splicing. The transcript has a single exon. Gene Ontology annotation, cellular component: ribonucleoprotein complex; nucleoplasm. The annotation marks the transcript as partial.